Molecule: messenger RNA, 909 nt
Organism: Diplodia corticola
Lineage: Eukaryota; Fungi; Ascomycota; Dothideomycetes; Botryosphaeriales; Botryosphaeriaceae
Product: short chain dehydrogenase reductase family
Exons: 5
Coding region: 1-909 (302 amino acids)
Molecular function (GO): oxidoreductase activity, acting on the CH-OH group of donors, NAD or NADP as acceptor
Source: RefSeq, a predicted model, not a curated record
AUGCCUGACAACAUCAACGCCCGCGAUGCCCUGGUCAAUCGCCAGCUGCCGGAGAUGCAGCUAUCGGACGGCUCGGCCGCCUCGAUGACCGGCCCGCCGCCACCAGCGCCUCAUUACCUGAACGCCGAGGGCCGCGCCCGCUACCGUUUCUCUGUCGAGGGCAAUGCCAUAUUAACCGGUGGUGCUGGGACGCUGGCGCUAGAAGGCGCUCGCGCGCUUCUCGAACAUGGUGCGAGCGGUGUGGCGCUUUUCGACAUCAAUCCAGCCCACGCCGCCGAGCAGAUCGAGAUGUUGCGGGCGGAUUUCCCGGACCAGAAGAUCGUGGCUAAGGAAGUGGAUGUAACCGACCCACAGAGCAUCGACACUGCCGUGAAAGCAACCACAGAAGAGCUUGGCAGCGUCGACAUCCUUGCCUGCUACGCUGGCGUUGUGGGAUGCACCCACGCCUUGGACAUGUCGCUAGACGAAUGGCGCCGAGUCAUGGACAUAAACUCCACUGGUGCUUUCCUCUGCGCCCAAGCUGUUGCCAAGCAGAUAGUGGACCAGAAGACCAAGGGCUCCAUCAUCCUCAUAGCCUCCAUCUCUGCACACCACGUCAACUUCCCACAACCUCAAGUAGCGUACAAUGUGUCCAAAGCUGCGGUCGUUCACUUGAAAAACUGUCUCGCCGCUGAAUGGGCUCGGUACGGUAUUCGCGUGAACACUAUUAGCCCGGGCUACAUGGACACCAUUCUCAAUGAAGGUCCUGGCAUAGAGAAAGCGCGCAACAUGUGGGCUGCUCGCAACCCGAUGGGACGCAUGGGAGUCCCAGAGGAGCUUGCUGGGCCUCUCAUCCUGCUUGCUUCGAACGCCGGUAGCUUCAUCAACGGCGCUGAUCUCCUCGUGGACGGUGGCGCCAUGGUUCUGUAG